AUGAAUGGGUACUUGCAGAUAAUCAUAUCGGAUCGAGGUCUCAUGAAAUAUUCGACGUAUAAAAUUGUCGUUUGUUACGGGUUUAUUGACAUUGCUCAGCUGCUCGUCUAUAUCUGUAAUGGAAUUUUUGCUAUAAUUGGUACCACUGCACACAAAUGGGUCGAAAAAGUUUGCGGCUUCCAGCUAAGCUUUUGUUGGUAUAAUAUUGGCUCACUAACAGUGCUGUUAGCAGUCAAUCGGCUAUCAUUGUUGUAUUUUGGAGUACGCGCCGAAUACUUUUUUAAUGCCACAAGGACUUGGUUUAUCCUGUUCUUCGCAAUUGCAAUUCCAUCAGCGUUUUCACUAGUCUGGUUAACACCAUAUGCAACCUAUGGUUUCGAUGCCGAACUGUUAAUGUGGGAAUACGAUAGCCCUGAUUUUAUGCCUUCUUAUGAUCGGUUGACCACUCUGGCUACCAGCAUACUUGCCACUCUCUGCUAUGUCCUUGUUCUGAUUUUUGUUCUUCGAAAGCACCUUUGUCUUGGCUUACCGCAUGAUAAAGCAACUCAACACCUCACAGUUGAAACUGUUAACCGCUGUGGUCGAAUCUAUGUUUUCACAUUGACCUUCCUGAUAAUGUAUGCUACUAAGAAAGGGCUGGGCAUGUACUUUAUAGAUGUGUGCUAUCAGGGAAAAACACGGGAGGUCGAAAGAAAUCGCCUACUGCUCGAAAAAAAAAAGAAACACACCAUACUUCAAGUGGAACUCUGGGUGCUUCCAGUUCUUCUGCGGAAAAUAGGCGAUGCAAGACGGGCAGGUCGCGCAGCAGUACUUCGUCGAAUGCCUCAAAUUCAACUUACUCAAGCCUUUAAUGAUACCGAUGGCAAAUGCUACCUGGAGACAGAAGGCUUUGGCAUGGUUGAGCUAAGAUUUCGGAUGCAUCUCAGCCUCGGCACAGAGUCAAAGACGGAAUUUGCUGUUGCUGAUUCAACCACCGAAUUGGAUCUCACCAGUUUCUUGCUUACUGAUGUGAUCAGUGGAAGACAGGAUUCCACACAAUCAGGCAUUCCAGUUGAUCAAACGCCGCGAUUUUCGCUAAUUUCAGAACGAGAUUCGUCCGUAGAAUGCCCAGCAGCUGGUACUCGAAGGGAUGAGAAAAAAGUGGACGCGAUGAGCAACAGCGAUGAUGAUUUGGAAGAGGGCGAAGUUCUAAGUGAUAACGAAAUGAGGUCGAACUCGAGUGAACCGCGCACACCAAAUAAGAAAAGCUUAUCAGUUUUUGCUCCCGGACUCUUUCCGGAAAAUAUCUGCAGCGAUUCGCCAGUUUCGAAUUUGCAAGUUGACUUUUGA
Gongylonema pulchrum is the source of this 1329-nucleotide messenger RNA. The record is from the annotation of a GenBank genome assembly. Lineage: Eukaryota; Metazoa; Nematoda; Chromadorea; Rhabditida; Gongylonematidae.